CAGUCUCCCCCCACCCCCCCGCUAGGGAAAGGGCUUGUGCAAGCUUCCCGGCGGCUGCCCGAGCCCUACCAGCCUGAUCGUCACAUGACUAGGAAGGCGGUGGGAGCCGGAGCCGAAGCCCGAGCAGCGGCGGCUCCCUCUGUUCCGCCUGUGGGUUUAGUUCCGCGCCCCGAGGAAGGGAGAGAAGGGGGCGGGGGGAGAGAGAACCUGCCGCCGCCGCUCCGGCCCCCCUCCCCCCGCUCCAGCCGGUUCCCAGCCUCGCUCCAUGUAGUUCCAUUGCGGAAGUGGACCAGGAGGUGGCGGCGGCGGCAGCGGCGGUGGCGGCAGCGCUGGCCCCAGGAGCCCGAGGCUGGGGCCCGGCCCGUUCCCCCCUCCUUGCUUCCAGCGCAACAAACAGCCGCGAGCCCGUGCUUGCAAUCCCCGGCUCGGCGGCUCCCCGGCUUCCCUCCCUCCUUCCCAGCCGCCUCCUCCUCCUUCCUCGGCGCAGUCGUCGCCGCCGUGCCCAGGCUGCAUGCUCCUGGCCCCCCCCCUCCCCCGCCUCCUCCUCCCGCUCCUCCUCCUCCUGCCGCUGCUGCUGCUGCUCUCCCCGCAGCCGGCCGCGGGAGCAGUAACAUGCUCACUCGCGUGAAAUCUGCGGUGGCCAAUUUCAUGGGCGGCAUCAUGGCUGGUGGCUCGGGCUUGGAGCACGGCGGAGGCUGCGCCGGCGGCGGAGCCGGCUCCGACCUGCCCUUGCGCUUCCCCUACGGGCGGCCGGAGUUCCUGGGGCUGUCUCAGGACGAGGUCGAGUGCAGCGCUGACCACAUCGCCCGCCCCAUCCUCAUCCUCAAGGAGACCAAGCGACUGCCCUGGACCACGGGCUACGCAGAAGUGAUCAAUGCAGGAAAGAGUACACACAAUGAAGAUCAGGCCAGUUGUGAGGUGCUAUCUGUGAAGAAGAAGCCAGGAGUCAUUACCUCAACUCCAAACAGAAAUUCAUCUGCCAAGCGAAGGUCCUCUCUUCCUAACGGGGAAGGGCUGCAACUAAAGGAGAAUUCUAUGAGAAAACUGAGGCCCAAGAGUGUUGUGUCUUGCCCCAAGGUCAAACAGGAAAAAAGCGACCGAGUUGACUUUGAUCUCAAGUUCUCUGCCCAGGACACGGAUGGCAUUUCCUUCCACUACUGGUCCCUCUUUGACGGGCACGCCGGAUCUGGGGCAGCUGUGGUGGCAUCCCGGCUGUUGCAGCAUCACAUUGUGGAGCAGCUACAGGACAUUAUAGACAUCUUGAAGAACUCUGCGGUCCUCCCCCCAACCUGCCUGGGAGAGGAGCCUGAGAACACCCCAGCCAAUAGCCGGACUCUGACGAGGGCUGCCUCCCUUCGAGGAGGAGUGGGGGCCCCGGGCUCCCCGAGCACCCCACCCACACGUUUCUUUACAGAGAAAAAGAUUCCCCAUGAGUGCCUUGUUAUUGGGGCCAUUGAAAGCGCGUUCAAGGAAAUGGACCUGCAGAUCGAACGAGAGAGGAGCACAUAUAAUAUAUCUGGAGGCUGUACAGCCCUCGUUGUUGUCUGCCUGUUGGGAAAGCUGUACGUGGCCAAUGCUGGUGAUAGCAGAGCCAUCAUUGUUAGGAAUGGAGAAAUCAUCCCCAUGUCUUCAGAGUUCACGCCAGAGACAGAACGCCAGCGGCUCCAGUACCUGGCUUUCAUGCAGCCUCACUUGCUGGGAAAUGAGUUCACACAUUUGGAGUUUCCAAGGAGAGUACAGAGAAAAGAACUUGGAAAGAAGAUGCUCUACAGGGACUUCAAUAUGACAGGCUGGGCAUACAAAACCAUUGAGGAUGAUGACCUGAAGUUUCCCCUUAUAUAUGGAGAAGGCAAGAAGGCACGGGUGAUGGCCACUAUUGGGGUAACCAGAGGACUUGGGGACCAUGACCUGAAGGUGCAUGACUCCAACAUCUACAUCAAACCAUUCCUGUCUUCAGCUCCUGAGGUGAGAGUCUAUGAUCUCACGCAGUAUGAGCAUGGUGCAGAUGACGUGCUGAUUUUAGCCACGGAUGGACUCUGGGAUGUUUUAGUGAACGAAGAAGUGGCUGAAGCCAUCACACAAUUUCUUCCUAACUGUGAUCCUGAUGACCCCCACAGGUAUACACUGGCAGCUCAGGACCUGGUCAUGCGAGCUCGAGGCGUUCUGAAAGACAGAGGCUGGCGGAUAUCCAAUGACCGGCUGGGCUCAGGAGACGACAUUUCUGUCUAUGUCAUUCCUUUAAUACACGGAAACAAACUCUCAUGAGACUCAUGAUGGCCCAGGGGACUGGGAGGGUUGUUGGAAGAGAGAGAUGGUAUGUCUCUUUGAGGAAGGGAAAUGCAGAAGUCAGUUCCAAUUGGUGUCCUGUCCUCCAUUCUCAAUCCAUGCCAGGUGGGUGAGGAGUUUGCUGUUACCCAGGCAGGGCUCCCCAAAAUGCCUAGUGCUUCAGGUAUCCCUUGGGUCCCACCUUCUCCUGUAUUCAUGGGACUUGGGCACACAGCAGGAGCUCAGUGCAAAGACUUCUCUCGUGCAUCAGGUUUCUUUUGCUUCCUUUUCUAGAUCACCUAAGUUGAGGCCUACCCAUUGGGGGCCACAUGAGUAUUUAUUUUGUUCCAGAAUAGUUGGAGCAAGCAUUUUCAGGUAUAACCCAGUUAAAAGGUGUUCAGCCAGUCAAAUUGCCAGCUUCCCUAAGAAUUGAGAAAGAUACACACUGGAAAGUCACUGUAAGUGAAUGCUGGAUUGUAGGCUGACGUCCCCCAGUCAGCCUGGUGUUUGUUACAGGGAAAGCCUAGAAGACGGGGGUGGUUUUUUAUGG
Molecule: messenger RNA, 2815 nt
Organism: Vombatus ursinus (common wombat)
Lineage: Eukaryota; Metazoa; Chordata; Mammalia; Diprotodontia; Vombatidae
Gene: PPM1H
Product: protein phosphatase, Mg2+/Mn2+ dependent 1H
Exons: 11
Coding region: 85-2265 (726 amino acids)
Biological process (GO): protein dephosphorylation
Molecular function (GO): protein serine/threonine phosphatase activity
Source: RefSeq, a predicted model, not a curated record